GGUCUCUACGUUCUACGCCGAUAUAUCUACGGGCGCUGCGUCUUCGCAGUGCGUGACCCGCUGUCUGACCCGCUGGCUGACCCGCUCUCUAUGCUCUUGGUCUUUCAAACGCAACCGCUCGAGCAAAGAAACGUGGUAUGACCGGUAAAGUCUAUGACGGCGUUAUGGAGAGACUACGUUAGCGUUAGCUAAUCGCUCGCGCUUGGAAAAGCCCGCUCUUUUGCCAUCGCGCUAGCGGCAUGUAAGGCACUAGCAAGCAAGCCGGCGGCUUGACAUUGCUCCUGAGCCGCCGCGCGAGGCCGCGCGCGUGAAAGUCAGCCUUGUCCGAGCCCUUCGCCAGCCGCAGCGCGCCGGCGGCCGGCGGGGACCGGCGCCACCGAGCCCCCAAGCCCCAACAAGCCGCAGCGGCGACGUAGCCGCAACCAUGUCCUACUUCGGCCGCGGCGCCCUCGUGAAGUACCUGCCCAAGUUCGCGCGCGACUUCGUGCACUCUCUGCAAUUCAGACCGAAGCACCCGCACCGCAUGGAGCCCGGCCAGGCGGCGAACUGGGUGCCCGAGGGGCCCCAGAAGGUCGAGAGGAUCAAGGGUUAUAGAUAUCCAGCGCCCGGGAGCCGGGAGGCGGCGCGCGUGCCGCGCGUCGAGAACACGGACGAAGUGUUUGACACGAAGUACUACUCUCGAGAUACGAGACGCGCGAGGCGCGACCGCGCCGUGAUACUCGCGCGGAAGUACCUCGCGCCGACCGAACUGAAAGCUAUAGAAGCGGCCAAAGCGCCGCCGCCGGAACUCAAGGAGGGCGAGGAGGCGCCGCAGCCGAUGUCCAUUGGGUCCUCGGGCAACUUCGGAAAGUUGAAUUUCGAGAUCGCCGUGAGCCGCUACUCGCCCGACGGUUUGAGGAGUGCCAUGUCCGCGACGCAUCCCGCCUUGGAGGCGGCGAUCAAGGAGCAGGACGCGGACCAGCUCAUCACGUACGCGUGGGAACCGGACGCGGACGAGAUCCUCGCGGACCUGAAGGCCAAGGGCCUGCCGCCGACGCCGGGCGCGGCGUACAAGUGGACGCUGCCGGAGAGCGCGCGCCAGGCGCAGUGGUAGGUCGGGCGCUACCUGUGUAAACUUAUCUGGCUUUAA
Messenger RNA from Pelagomonas calceolata, 1129 nucleotides. NCBI's taxonomy places the organism in Eukaryota, Pelagophyceae, Pelagomonadales, Pelagomonadaceae. The record is from the annotation of a GenBank genome assembly.